Molecule: messenger RNA, 1325 nt
Organism: Pseudogymnoascus verrucosus
Lineage: Eukaryota; Fungi; Ascomycota; Leotiomycetes; Thelebolales; Thelebolaceae
Exons: 1
Coding region: 125-1252 (375 amino acids)
Biological process (GO): mRNA processing
Cellular component (GO): THO complex part of transcription export complex
Source: RefSeq, a predicted model, not a curated record
AUUAUAACCACAACUUCAGUUGAAUUUCAGUCAAUCGUCGCAACAACGAGUGUGGAAGGGAACUCACAAUUCGGAACUCAACAUCGUCAACCGUCCAGACCAACCAAGGUCAAACACACCAACAAUGGCAUCCUUCCAACUCCUCGGCCAACGCGAAGAAGACGAACUCCACAAGACCCGCAUCCUCAACAUCGAAGAGAAACCCUUCAAGCGCAUCACCAAACGCCUCCUCGCCCCCGGCUCUCUCAUCUCCACUCCCCUCGCCCCUCUCACCCCACCCCCCGACACCCUCACGACCCCCGAAGCCGCCACCGAGCAAGAAGCCACGCACCAAAAACAGCUCGACGAGCGCCGCCAGUUCCACGAAGACGUGCUCCUCGAUUUCGCCGCUUUCGACAGCAGUAUCGCCCGUUUCCAGUUCUUGCGUAACUCGAAUGAGCGGGAGCGUGAGCGCUAUGCGGCGGAGAAACUGAGGAUUUUGGAGGCGGCGCAGGAUGUCAAGGAUAAUACCGCUGAGCUUAGGGUGAAGCUUGAGAGCGCGAGGGCGACGCUGGAUCAGCGGAAGGGGUUCGAUAAGUUGGCAGAGAAAAUCACGAGUAACCGCAUGCUGCGCACACGAGAAGAGCAAGCAGCAAACCUGCAGAAGCUAGAAGAAGAGUGCCGCGAGCUGGAGAAGGAGAGAGAACAAUACGGCGAGACGUGGGCCGAGAGACGCGAACAGUUCGGUCGUAUCGUCGAGGAGGGCGUGAGGCUGCGAAGGCUCAUCAGAGACGAGAAAGAGGAAGUAGAGCGCAGAGAGGGGAUGGGUGAUGCUGGUGAAGAAGAUGGAGAAGUAGGCGAACAAACACCCAAACACGACAGCGGAGAAGCUACACCGAGACCGGAUGGCGCUUUAACGCCUAGAGCGACGAGAGGUGCGAGCACAGAGGCGGAUAAUGUGUAUAAGAGCUCGAAUCUGAAGCCGGCGUCGAAUGGUUACUCGAGGUCGAACAGUCGCGCGAGUAGUCGUGCUGGUAGUCGCGGCGGAAGCAGGCCGGGGAGUCGUGCGCCUUCGCCUACUGGGUCGGAGAGGAGGAGGCAGAUGGCUGAGGAGGGUGAUGCGGUUAUGGCGGAGGCGGGUGUUGAUUCGCCUAUGGCGGAUGCGGAUAGUGCUGUUGAGGAGGGAGAGGAAGUGGAGGUGGAGAUUCCAAAGGUUACGGUGCAUGAGCCUAGUUCGUCAAGUAGUGGUGAGGAUAAGAUGGAUACCACAUAAUACCAAGGAGUGCAGAACUCGCUCAGCUUGUAUAGAUAGUAGCUAGUUGUAUACUACCUGGCGCAAUACCCGA